AUGGCCAACCCACAGCGGGACGCACGGCCUCCCCACACAGCGCCAAGUGCCUCCACAAAUCCCUUCCUCGCAAAUCCUUUCAUGUCUCCAUCAUCCUCCUCCCCUUCCCCUUCAGCCGCGUUCCGCACUCCGCCUCCCGCUUUCGCUUCGCCCACUUCCGCGUCCCCCGCAUUCGCUACCCCCACUUCCGCUCGCCCCGCAUUCGCUUCCCCUCCGAUCGCCGCUCCUGUGACAUCGCCAGGCGACCGCCCAGAUCCCAGCUACGCCACUCCUCAAGCCACCAGCCGUGCUACAUCGAGAUUCGGCCCUCCGCUUCACGCACUCCCCUCCACUCCCUCUGGACCCAAAUCCAGCCCGCGAAACCCUAGCCGGGGUGGUAACCCGAUUCGGUCACAGCCGGUGGUUUCGCAGCCUUCAGCAGCAGCGCAAUCGGCCAGUCCUCCCGCCUUCGCAGCACCUUCCUCCUCUCCCGCCGCUUGGUACGGCUUCUCUCCCUCGGCCUCUCCUAUCGCCGAACGCAGCAACGCCAAGACGAACGCGCUCGUGUCAGCAGCCGAUGCUGCUGCUACGCCGUAUAAAGCUGCUGCGUCUUCGGCCCCUAGCAGCAUCCGACGAGCCGAAGCCGAGGAACAGGUUCGGGAGAGGUUCGGUAAUGGAGGGGCGGGUAGUCAUGCGGGUAUUUGCGAACGAGUAGGAGCCAAGGGUACUGGUCCGGUUAAGGGUAAGACACAGAAGGGGACGAAAGCCGAGCCAGCGGAUUGGAUUUCUGGCUCGGCAGGGGUGAAUCCAAUGGCUGCAGCAGACUCGGGGUGGACAGGUUCGGCAGCUGCUGCAGCUGGUUCGGGUGAUGUAGGUCCAGCGAGAGGCGCAGGAGGUGCGGCUCUUCAGAAAACGGAGAAGAAUCAAACGGACGGUUCAGAUCUACAAGAUCAUAGCAGACAAAAUGGAUUGCCAGGAGGCCGUUCCCAGCCGUCCGAUCCGCAACCGGCCUGUGUGGCGUCACAUAGAGAGGAGAAAAACAGAGUGACAGGCUCUCUUGCUACUUGUACUGUUUCCAUCACGCUGCUACCAUCGGCACUGGAGAGACAGGUUUCUCCUUCCGCCUCUCCUGCUUCCGCCCCGCUGCCCCCUCACGAGACGGGCUCCCCUUCCCCUGCCUCCCUCCCCUCCCCGUCCGCCACGCCCUCCGCUACCCCGUCCGCCACCCCUUCCGCCACCCCUUCCGCCACUCCUUCCGCCACCCCUUCCGCCACUCCUUCCGCCACUCGUUCCGCCACCCCUUCCGCCACUCCUUCCGUUAUCGAUUUCGCUACCCCGUCCUCCCCCCCUUCCGCUCCCCCUUCCGCGGCCCACUCACAUCACGGCCGUGUAAAGCGCAGCGCCAGUGACAACAACUGUCCGAGCCAGUCCACGCCCUCCUCUGCCAAGCCUGCCGUCCCGCCUCCCAGCCGAACUUCCUCCGCAGGCUCGGAGCUAGGCAAGGGCGCAGCGGCGGCGGCUGCAGCUGCUGUGGCGGAGUUUUCAGCGCGCAGGCAGCACAUGGGCGCGGAAGCUGCAGGGGCGGAGCGGGGAAAGGGGGGAAAGACGCCUAUAGGAGCAGCAGCAGGUGCAGCAGUGGUAACGACAGGAGGAAGAGAGAGAAGUGAGGGUUCAGGCAGUGCUAAGGAUCGUCCCCCUGGGGGCAGGGGGAAGGGGGGGGCAGUGGCGGGGGGGGUGUGGUGGGGGAGGGCGGUGGUGGGGGCGCUGCAGCAGCGGUCAGCGGGGGGAAUGAGGCGGCUGGCGCUGCUGAUUGCGCUCAACUCCGCGUAUUCCACUGCGGAGCUCAUAGUGGGGCUGCUCAUAGGGCGAAUAGAGCUCGUGUCCGACUCCUUCCAUCUCUCCUUCGGCUGCUGCAUCCUGCUGCUCUCCCUCGCCGCCAUGCUCGUGGGGAAACGCCCUGCAGAUGCCACCUUCACCUACGGCUAUGAGAGGCUGGAGGUCCUAGCAGCCUUCACCAACGGGUGCGAAUCCAAGUGCAUCGCUGUUGCUCCUGCCUUCAGCUAUGAGAGGCUGGAGGUGUUAUCAGCCUUCACCAACGGGCUCUUCCUUCUCUUCCUCUCCUUCUCGCUAGCAGUGGAGUGCCUGCAUGCUUAUAUCGAGGACGAAGCAGAGCACAAGCACUACCUGGUGCUCUCUGCAGUGGUUCAUCUGCUCAUCAACCUCCUCGGAGUCUUCUUCUUUAAAAGCUUUGCCCGCCGCACAAUAACAUACCAGAGACCAAGGGACAUGAACCAUCAUGCCAUCCUGCUUCACCUUCUCUGUGACUCCAUCCGAAGGGUGUACUGUGCAGAGGCCAUCUGUCUGGGCCUCGUCUCCCUCGCAGUGCUGGUGCUCGCGCUGCCAUUGGUGCAAUCGUCCGGCAAUCUCCUGCUGCAGAUGGCCCCUGCAGGCAUCUCCGAACCCGCGCUGCACAAAUGCAUUCGCCAUGUGGCGGCAUAUGAGGGGGUAGAAGAAUGCAUAGAGCAUCGCUUUUGGGCAGUGGUCCCUGGACAUGUGGUGGGAACACUUACUGUUCGGGUUAGAGAAGGCGUGGAUGAGCAAAAGGCUCAUUCAUCGGAUAUGACUGCUGACGUGGAAAGCUCCCACUGUCUCUACCCUCUCCUCUCUAUGGCGCGUUCCUCGCCUGUCCCCGCUGAUCCUGGUGCGUCCGCGUUUGCAGCGUCCUCUCUUCACAGUACAGCAACCCCUCCCUCAGAGCCGUUUAGAGAGGAAGGAGAGCAGCUUCAGUCCGUUAGGCCGUUCGAUCUAUCGCUACCCUCACGCAAUUCGUUCUUAACUCCUCAAGCCGCUCGGCCUUCCAUAGUCAUGUCAGCGAUUAACGCUGCAGCAACGGCUACAGGCUCGGCAAACCUGGCCAAUCAGCAGCAUUCUCUCCAACCAAGCCCUUGCCUCCAAUCGCCGGUUGACGUCAGUUUACCGAUCGCCAUUCCCUCCGCUCUUCGCGGGACGGCGGUAGUGGCGGUAACUGGCGCGGGGAUCGAGGCGAAUGCGCUAAGCCCGCAUUCCACGCUUAGUGGCGGAAUAACGCACAAGCUGUUCCUUAGCACGCAAUCCUUCCGCAGUUUUCCUCCCAACCUCCCCCUUUCUGCGCUUGGCUCAUGCUCCUCCUCGGGAUCGUCCGGGGCCUCCUCCCCCUGUGGCGGAACGGAACGCGGUUCGCAGUCGCUUUCCGUCAAGCGACAUCACGGGGGGUCGGAGAACUUGCUGAAACGGAUCAAUUUUAGCAUGUCGAUGCCGAAUUUGAACGGGUGGUUGAGGAAUAAAGACAGGCGGUUCGACGAAGGCGCCGGAGGUUCCGCACACGGGCCGGACGAGGGGAGUGACUUGUCGGCUAUUUUCGAAGUGCCGCAAAGCGUGGCGCAAAGUGCGGAGCGAAACGCGAUUCAGAACGCCGUGCAAACUGCCGUGCAGAAUGUAGAUGCGGGGCAAACGGCGAUCACGCUGAGCCGAAGCCACAAGGAACCGGUGCGAGAGGUGUCGCCGGCCGGAGGCGCGGCGGUCGUGGAAGGGGCGCGCGAGGGGGAGGCAGCGGACUGCGAGGGUGGAGAGCAGGAGCUGUUAGGACUAGAGGCGGAGGAAGGGAUAGUCGUCUCCUGGUCUUUAAAUAACGACGCUGCGGCGCGGGGGAACGGCGGAGCGACGUGCGCAUCGGCGGAGGGAGCGGAGUGGGCAGAAGGGGUGGCGGGGGAGGACCGCAUGCAGGUGGUGGCCUCAGGUAAUGGCUACGUGUUUUCUGCCGUGUAUGACGGAUUCACCGACACGUCAGCAGCCGAUUUUCUUGUCGCUAAUCUGCACUCGCGCUUCGCCCAGCAAUUAGUUGCCCGCGGGCUGGAUUUCGGAGAGGCAAACUCGAAUGCCUCGUCGGUCCCGGCGGAAGGAGCUGCGCAGAAAGAAGCGGAGGCGAAAGACACAUCGCGGCGACACGAGAUGGUCCUGCAAGCACUAGCGGCGGCGCUGAGCGAAACCGAAGCGGCGUACUUUGAGUCGUUAGAGGAGCGAAUGGCGGAGCAGUUAGAGCUGGCGGUGGCGGGCGCGUGCCUCGUGGUUGCCGUGGUGGCCGGGCGUGAGCUUUACGUCAUGAACCUCGGGGACUGCCGCGCCGUGGUUGUGGCGGAGGACGGGCAGGCGGGGCAGGCUGGGCAGGCGGGGGAAGAGGGAGAGACGGGAGAGGAGGUGGAGGCGGAGGGGCGGAAGAAGCUGGCGGAGUUGCGGGCGACUCAGCUGACGGAGGACCACGACACGAGCAACGAGAAGGAGGUGGAGAGGUUGAGGAGGGAGAGGGCGGACGAUCCCGACGCCAUCACAAAGAUGCGAGUCAAGGGCAAGCUCAAGACUACCAGGGCGUUUGGUGCCGCCUACCUCAAGAAUCCGCGAGUCAAUGCCAUGCUUCUCGGCAUGCUGCGAGUGCAGUACGUGGGGUCUCAGCCCUACCUCUCCUCCUCGCCACACCUGCACCACCUCACUCUCUCCCCCUCCCACCGCUACCUUGUCCUCUCCUCCGACGGCCUUUAUCAACACAUGACUCCUGCCGACGCUGCUGCCUCUGUGUCCCGCGCACUGGCUGCUGUGGAUAAGGCUUCUGGCGCUGGUAGCACCAGUGCUGAGGGUGGUUGUGGGAGCCCGUGUAAGGGCGCUGGUGGGCCGAAUCUUUCGCAUGCGCUGGUGCAAGAGGCGCUUGAUCGAGCUGCGAGAAGAGCAGGAACGUAUGAGAGCGUUCGGAGAAGCCAUUCAGUGGCGGAUGGAAGGCAUAGAGACGACAUCAGCCCUGCUCAACAUGGGAGGCACCUGUGGGACAUCCGACGGCACACAACACCCCCUGCAGCGGGAUUUAACGACCACUUCACCGCUCUGCACUCCUCACAACCUCUCCCAGCACUGGGUCCUUUCCGUUCAGAGAGCGGCAGUGCAGCAGCACAUAUGCCUGGCUACUCCCAUGGAUUGGCACCAGGAGUAACAUCAGGGGUUUCAUCAGGAUUGACCUACACAGGGAUGCUGGAAGGCGGGCCGUCAGCAUUGGAUCCUGGAGGGAGGGGGUUCAGUGCGCUGAGUGAAUUUGAUGCAGAGGUGGCUGCAGCAGGGGGGAAGCAGCAAGGCGGCAGCAUGAUGCAAGCGAUGCAGGCUGCAAUGGGAGAAGACCCUCGGCCUUCCCUUGGCGAUUCCAAUCAGUUUCCAUGGUCCUCCUUGGGGCACAGAGCUGGGGGAUAUGGGGCAUCAGCACUUGAUUACCCAUCUCGCCUGUCCGCAAUGGGGAUGGGUUUGGGGUCAGGAGGAACUGGAGCUACAAUGAUGCAAGGAUUGGAAUCUCUCAACUACCAACAGCUUUCCGGAAGGGCACAGGGGCAGGGGAUAGCAGGGGCUGAUGGCUUUCCCGGUAUGGUGGGAGCAUCAUCUGGGGGGCUGUCUCAUAGGCUAGCUAUGGAUGAAGGAAGGAUGCUCAUGGGUCAAGCGGAGGCUGGCAUGGAAGGGAUUGGAAGCGGCACUGGCUUGGCAGGAUUCUUGCAGUACCACCACCAUAGCCUGGAUCCGUCGCCGCUUCCCCGCACACCAUCAGGCCAAGUCAUCAUGCCAUCCGGCCACGUCAGCAUGUCGGACAGAGCGUACCUGCAGCAGCCGGCCAGCACCUCGUUCCAGAGCCUCCUCACUGCUCCGGAGGAGAGAGGUCUACCCGGCUGGCCUGACAGGGCGCUAGGCUUCGAUGCCGGCCCAUCUUUUGGCGGUGGUGGUGGUGGCGGUGGCGGUGGUGCGUCCAGUGCGGGCAUGACUGACGCCAUGCUGUGGUCCGCUAGUCUCCACAGGGAUCUCCAAGAAGCAGGCAGGCUGGGAGGAGCUGCUAGAAUGGGUUCUGGUGGAGCUACGGCUGCUGGGGUUCAGGCACAGCAGCAGCACGAGGGGGGUCUGGAGCAGCAGCAGCGUCAGGGUGAGCCGGGAGUGGGAGGUGCGGGCGGUGAUGGGAAAACUAUUGAGGCAGAGAGUGGGGCACUGGACGCUGGUGCGGAUGGGGCACAGGGGGGUGAUGCAGGGGGGGUUGGUGGGGCAACACAGGGUGGAUUGGAGGGCGGUGAGGGGAAGGGGAGCGGAGGAGCAUCAGAGGGGGAGGGAGGAGAUGGGGGUUUGCAGCGGUCGUCACGGCUGCCUCCCUGGGCGAGGAAACAGCUGCAGCAGUCAGGAAGGGCCCUCGGGGGCGACCCUUUCCGUGUGUCCUCCCCUCGACUCGCCUCCUCUCCCCAUCUCUCCUCCCAAUUCUCCUCCCCGCUCUCUUCCCCACACCUGCCAUCUCCCCUCUUCUCCCCCGGCCAGCCUUCUCCAUUCUCCUCCCCUUGCUUCUCCCACCUCCCCUCCCCUCGCCUGGCCGAAUUCCAACGCCUCUCCAUCUCCAUCCCACCCAGCCCUCCCCCUUUCGGCGCACACUCCCCCUUAGGGGCGUACACACCCAUGGGCGCACCCUCCCCCUCUUCCAGAAUCCCUGGCUCCUUCCCCUUCCCCACGCAUUCCCCCCUCUCUGGUGCCUUUCCUUCCGCCAGCCCCAACACCCCUUCUGUGGCCAAAAUCUCCCCCAGUGUAGCUGCAAGCAACCGCAGCAAGAGGAGGCUGGCCCUUCGCGCCCACCACUCAGGGGCGCAUAUCCCUGGUAGAGGGCGGCACACAGGGGGAAGAGGCGGAGGGCUUGGGGGAUCCCUGGGGUCCCCAAGAGGGAGCGGACGAAUGGGGCAGCAGAGGAUGAGGGUGCAGGGGACGUCUGGGGGUUUGAAUGUGGGUGGAGAAGGGAUGGGUGGGACGGGGUACGAGCAGGGAGCGGUGGGUGUGGCAGCGCAGCAGAUGAGUCCGGGGCAGGUGAUGGUGCAUGGGAAUGUGAGUGGCAGCAGCAGUGGCGGGGGAGUUAUCGGUGGCAGCAGGCUGCGACCACAGGCUUCACUGACCGAGUCCGAAGGCAGGGGGUCUCUCACCCGGUCGGAAGGGGAGGGAAGCGGAGGCAGUGGCGGCAGCAGGGGCACGGCACUGGCAAUGCCACGUAGGAUCGCCAGCAUGGAGGUCACCGGUGACGUUGCAGGGCCUGCUGACGUGGAUGGUGGUGCUGACGUGGACUCCAAGUCGGGCGGGUCUGCUGGCAGCACGCCAAAGCAGCUGCAAGGCGUGUCCAACCAGGAUUUGUCUCCAUCCACAGGCACUGGCUUCCGUGGCUAUGGCUCCAAGAGCAAGUCAAUAGGCGUGUUGUUUGAGAAGCUGCUGACGGCCAGUGACACGAGCCACCUGGGCAGGAUCGUGCUGCCCAAGAGCAAGGCAAUAGGCGUCUUGUUUGAGAAGCUGCUGACAGCCAGCGACACGAGCCACCUGGGGCGGGUGGUGCUGCCCAAGGUGCCGGCAGAGCGCUUCCUGCCACACGUGGAGAGCAAGGAGGGCAUUCUCAUCAUUGUUGAAGACUCUAUCGGCGGCCAGUGGUGCUUUCGCUACAGGUAUGCUCCUUCGAUAGUGUUGGUGCUUGUGGUACUGGUAUGUGGUGUUCGUGGUAGAAGUCGCAUUGAUUCCUGCCGCACGUGGAGAGCAAGGAGGGCAUUCUCAUCAUCGUUGAAGACUCCAUUGGUGGCCAAUGGUGCUUUCGCUACAGGUGUGUGUGCUCUUCACGGUACUGAGAUGCCUCCUUGGUUCUUCUCGCGUCUGGAGAGCACGGAUGAGGUUGUGGGAACUGGUGCUACAGGUUUUGGCCCAACAAUCGGAGCAGGAUGUAUGUGCUGGAGCACGCAGAUGCUGAAGGAGCAAAAAGCGCCACCAGCAGUGCUCGCCGCGCCUCCCACCGUCGCCAGCCCAUCCAUCCUCGCCGCCCCCACCACUCCUGCGCCCGUCCUCGCCCUCUCCACGCACCCUGUCCCGCUCUCUGCUGUCCCCAUCACCCCCUGCAUCGCACCUGCUGUGACCGUCCCUAUCACCCCUUCGCGAGCCCCUCUCUCUGCUCUCCCUACUAUGUCCAGCGUAACACAGGACGUCCUACCCCAGUUCCCACCUCCACCCACCUCCUCCUUCGGUUUCCUCCAGCACAGACCAGACCUGCGUCCUCAGCCCCACUCCCUCCCUUCCCCACAGUCGCUCCUCCUUUCACACUCACUCCCUCUCACUCGCUCCAUUGAUCGCUUUCAGGGGAGUAUCAUGCAGGGAGGUGAGCAGAUAGAAAGCGUCCCUCCUACCCAAGACCCACUUCAGGUGGACCCCCACCUCCCCUCUCCCCACAGCCACACGCCCCGCCCUCUCAGGCUGCUCUCCGUGCCUUCCCUACCUAGGACCCCCACACUCCCACCUGAUACUGACGGGUCGUCUGCAGCAGCUGGGUCCGCCACUAUUGCUGCUGCUACUGUGGCUGCCAUCGCCGCCUCUGCCGCCGCUGCCACCGCCUCUGCUCCUGCUGCUGGUGGUGAAGGUGCUGGUGCUGGUGCUGGUGCUGGUGGGAAUGGAGGUGUGCAGGAAGGUUCCAGGCCUGAUUUGGCGCAGAAAUGUGUGGGUGAAACAGGAGGAGGUGUGGGUGGGGCACAGGGGCAGGCAAAGAAGGCAGCAGAGGCAGGAGCAGCAGAGGCAAGUGUGAGUGGUGCUGCGAAGUUAGACUUGAAGGAGGGUUUCGAAGGGAGCUGGCAGACUGCUGCUGCCAUGGCCCUGCUCCCUGGCGAUCGGGGUUAUGAGGAGCCAACUCGCGGUUUUGGGCAGCCAAGAAGUGGCUUUGAAGACCCUAGCUGCAGUUAUCAUGUGCCGAGCGGCCGUAUUGUGCAGGAUCAGGAGAAUUGUAUCGUUGGCCAGUUGCAGUGUUACGGUGAUUUGGUGGGAGGAAUGGUGAGGGGCGACGAGAAGGGAAUGGAGAGAGGAGGGAGGGCGAUGGAAGAGGAGGGGUUUGCGUCGAUAGGUGCUGGAUUGGGUGAGACGGAAGCAGACCGGCCUGCACACAUGGGGAAUCAUCUAGAUGCCCUUAUGGAAGAUGCAGAGACAGAGGCGGCUUUGGAUCUCACAUUCACUGCGGCUGAGUGGGGCAUUGCUGCUGCUAUACGGCUCGGCCUCCCAAUUCAGCAGCUGCAGGUGGCGGGGAGGUGUGUUUGUGGCACAACUUUGCGGUGGCGAAGAUCUCUAGGCGUCGGGGGGGUGGUGACAAUGGAGGAUAGUGUGGUGCUGCAGAGGAAGCGGGUUGAUGUGGCGGUGCGACGUCCAAUGGCUGGAGAGGCUCACGCCCUAGAGAUCAGCGUCGCGGACCCGCUAUCGCUGUCUCCAUCACUGCUGGGACAGUGCGGGCGUCAAAUAGGUGUGGCGGCAAGGGAGUGGGAGCGUCGCAAAACGAGUGAUUACGCGCCUCUGGUUGCACGCAACCGGGGCGUGCAGUUCACCCCUUUGAUAGUUGAGACGUGGGGGUGUCUCGGCGGUCGUUUUCAGCGGUGGCUUCGUCAGCAGGAGGAUGCGCACGUGGGGCUAGCUGUGUCGCGGGGGGCUUGUCGAGAGGACGACUCUAUGUUUUCGGCUUAUCUUUUAGGGUUACUGAAGGCGCUCAUCGGGGUGGCGUUACAACGUGCGCAAGCCCGUGUCAUCCUGCUUCGAGCGGCGUCUUCCAUGGGGGGGAUUAACGUAGAUUUGGUGGACCGAGAGAGGGACGAUGUCGAUGUGGAAGGCGGGGCUCUCUGGGUGGAGGCCCCGUACAUGGUCGAUACGCUGAUGUGA
Molecule: messenger RNA, 9720 nt
Organism: Closterium sp. NIES-65
Lineage: Eukaryota; Viridiplantae; Streptophyta; Zygnematophyceae; Desmidiales; Closteriaceae
Source: the annotation of a GenBank genome assembly